Molecule: messenger RNA, 633 nt
Organism: Pimephales promelas (fathead minnow)
Lineage: Eukaryota; Metazoa; Chordata; Actinopteri; Cypriniformes; Leuciscidae
Product: cystatin
Cellular component (GO): cytoplasm; vesicle
Molecular function (GO): cysteine-type endopeptidase inhibitor activity
Source: RefSeq, a predicted model, not a curated record
CUUAGCAGCGAUUUAAUGAGUGACAUUUGUAUAAAUUCUCAGACAGCAUCGGUUUGACCAAAGAAGGGAGAAUCAAGACUUCAAAAUAGCACGAGUUCAUACAGUGCAAACAUGUAUUUUAAGAUGAUUGUGUCGUUUCUGGCGGUGAUGUUGGCCGUGGCGAGCGCUGGGCUGAUUGGAGGUCCUGUAGAUGCAGACAUGAACGACGACGGUGUUCAGAGUGCGCUACAGUUUGCAAAAGCCCAGUUCAACAAUCAUUGCUUUAAUGAUUCGUUUGAGCUUCAGAUUCGCAAAGUCGUCAAGGUUCAAACUCAAGUAGUGUCCGGCCUGAAAUACAUCUUCACUGUGAAAGUGGCCAGAACACCUUGCAGGAAGGAUGGAGUUAACGACAGCGUUAAGACCCUGUGUGUCGUUCCUGCUGUUGCUGACGUCACUCAGUGCAAAAUAGCGGUCUGGAGCCAGCCAUGGUUAAACUCAAUUAUAGUAGUUGAAAACACCUGCAUUUAGAGCAUGUUUCUUGUGCAGUUUGAGGCUUUUUAACAUCUUUUCGGCUUUUUCAUCUUUCCUAUUGAUGAACUUGGAAUUUGAUUUGUCAUAACCUUUGUCAACAAUAAAUCAUGAUAUAAGAAUUCC